UGCCACAACUGCGAGUCGCAGACAGCGGUGCGCCUUGCUUUUAAUAGCUUUCUCUUUCUUUCCCAUUUCCUCCAUUGAAGACAUUUUUUUUCUGAAAAAUUUUCUCCCCAAAUUUCAUCUUCCUCAUUCACAAUCAGUUAAAGCAAAAAAAAAAAAAAACCAUUUUUUUUGGUUGAAAUAUUGUUCGUCCCUACGAUUGUGGUGCCUCAACUCUCAACACAGCAAAAAAUUCAGUUGAAAUUUCAAGCUUUUUACAGGAUAAAAUCGAUUUUUAAGGUAUGGAUCCUCCACAAGUGACUGUACAUUCUGGUCCAGAAGUUUAUGAUGUGCUAACGUUGCAGGCGGAACAUCGAUCACAAAGUGUGUGGAAUGGGACCUUGAGGGGAGAGAAAGCAUGUCUACAUCCACGUCGUACAGAUCAUGAAUUAUGGCAACAUUUGAAGCAUCGUCCUUUGCAUCCCCGUAUUCUUGACUAUUUUGGCAGGUGUGGAUUUAGGGGAGUUGUAGAGGUAGGAUGUGUUCCAUAUGAUUGGGGAGUCAUUACUGCACUAAUUGAGAGGUGGCGUCCAGAGACACAUACUUUCCACAUGCGUACAGGUGAGGCAACGAUCACAUUGCAGGAUGUCGAGCUCAUGUUUGGCAUGUGUGUAGAUGGUGACCCUUUGCUUCAAGCUGGUGCUAGAGAUAUCUCUGUUCAGGGGUGGCAACAGUUGAUCUACGAGCUUACUGGUUGGGCACCUGAUGAGAAUUGCUUUACUGGCGUUAGUAGGUUGUAUGUAGGUAGUUUAGUUGCAUAUAUGGACGGCUUAGAUGCUAUUACAGACCAAUCGGCCGAGGUUAAUGUGCAACAAAGAGUUAGGUUGUAUCUAUUAUGGUUGUGCGGUGGCACAAUAUUUCCUGAUAAGUCCGGUUGUAAACUUAGUUUAGACUUUCUACUAGAUAUGCGGGACCUUAGCACAAUGGGAACACAAGCUUGGGGAGCAUCCGCAUUGUCGUACCUGUACAAUUGUCUAUGUCGUGCUUCAAUGUCCGCAGCAAGUGAUGUAUGUGGAUUUCUUUCUUUGUUGCAGGUCUGGGCUUGGGAGCGACUAAUCCCGAUGCAACCAUCAUUGCGUCCUCCAAGAGAACCUAUGUCUCCACCUGAGCCACUUACGGCACUUGCACGAAAGUGGACUCGUUGUAGAGUUCGCCAAAAUGAGGUGCGAGGUGUGCUUGCCAUUUGCAGGGAUGUAUUAGACAACCUAAAUGAUGGCCAGUUUGUUUGGGAGCCUUAUUCAGAGACUAUCAUUAAUGGGCUCCCUGAGUGGUGCCAGCGUGGCCGAGAUGUUUGGAUGGCACAAACACCCUUAAUUUGUGGAAUCUAUCGUGAGUGGCACAUGGUAGACCGUGUCCUAAGACAGUUUGGUAGGGAGCAACAUAUUCCUGGACCAUGCACUACAUUUGACCACCUUCAUUUCAAGCGUGACAAGCGAUUUAGGGUAACACAACAAGAUAUACAUUAUUUUGAGUUUAUGGCUGCUUUUUGGGCACAUCGUCGAGAUAACAUAAUUCGUGCUGAGCUAUUGAUUGAAGCUUCAAGGUCACGAUUAGAGUACUUUGAUUGGUAUCACCGUCACUCACGGAUUUUUAUAGGAAAUCCAACUCAUGAUGUGGAUAGGGGAUAUCAACACAUGGCAGGCAGACAUGAGGCAUUGGCUCGAGGACAUCAAAAUUCAUAUAAGUUGGCUCUCAGUGUCGGGAAUGAUCCUACCGCGUCUGAUGCAGAGAAGGUUUUGGCAGAGAAGUUCAGCCGCAUUUCAGUGGAGUCUAUGACUGCUGCCUCCCUGGGGACGCGGUUGAGCUUUGCUCCAGAUUAUACACCACCAACUGAAUACGAGGAACCACCUAUUGUGCCUGUUCGACGUCGUCAAAGGCAAGCUGUACAUAGGGAUGAGGUACGUAGUAGAGGACCUCGAGGGGGGCGAGGUCAACGUCGUGUGGAUCGCCAAUUGGUUGAUGAAACCUGUACAUCCAUUUCAUUAUGGCGCGAACCUCCUAUAUAUUGAUGUGUGACGUGCCAUAAUAUGUGAGUGAAGUUUUGCAAGUAUGAUUUUUGCAAUAGGAAAGCAAUUGCUUUGGGUAAUAGAAUUAUUUUUU
Messenger RNA from Solanum stenotomum, 2136 nucleotides. Its product is annotated as serine/threonine-protein phosphatase 7 long form homolog. The transcript has 6 exons. Gene Ontology annotation, biological process: meristem development; meristem maintenance. Bases 279 to 2045 code for a protein of 588 amino acids. The record is from RefSeq and is a predicted model, not a curated record. Lineage: Eukaryota; Viridiplantae; Streptophyta; Magnoliopsida; Solanales; Solanaceae.